AUGGCGAGCACCGGUAAGGCGCCAGCAUCAAGCGCCGCCACUGAGCCUACUCCUACCAACCCCCGGGGCAUUCCCAGCGCCCCUUUCGUCGAUAAUGUCGAAGAUUAUGUCGCUACGAGGCAAGAUGUCGAACCCACAUUACGGAGCUUCCAGGAGAUGAUAUCAAAAUAUCAGUUCAUGGAACUGAAUCUCCAACGGCGAAUGGCAGGUCUCAAGGGGAAAAUACCCGAAAUCGAAAAGACUCUGGAUACUGUCAAGUUUCUCAAGCUCAGAAAGGAUGCAACGGACGCGAUAGAAACAACGUUCGAGGUUAACGACACGUUGUACUCGAGGGCGAAGAUCCCGCCAACUGAUGAAGUUUACAUCUGGCUUGGAGCCAAUGUGAUGCUCUCAUAUCCCAUGGAGGAAGCAGAGGAGCUGCUCACCUCCAAGCUAUCCACGGCACAAACCAGCCUGUCAAAUUGCGAGGAAGACUUGGAUUUUCUACGAGAGCAAAUCACAACGAUGGAGGUAGCAACGGCGAGAGUUUACAAUUGGGAAGUCGUACAAAAGCGGAAGGAGAGGUCAAGUAAAGAGUAUGAAGAGAAAAGUUCAAGUACCUAG
Messenger RNA from Ustilaginoidea virens, 603 nucleotides. RefSeq lists its product as uncharacterized. The coding region runs from base 1 to 603 and encodes 200 amino acids. Gene Ontology annotation, cellular component: cytoplasm; prefoldin complex. Gene Ontology annotation, biological process: microtubule-based process; protein folding; tubulin complex assembly. Gene Ontology annotation, molecular function: tubulin binding. NCBI's taxonomy places the organism in Eukaryota, Fungi, Ascomycota, Sordariomycetes, Hypocreales, Clavicipitaceae. The record is from RefSeq and is a predicted model, not a curated record. The transcript has 6 exons.